This is a messenger RNA of Camelina sativa (false flax), 1139 nucleotides long. The record is from RefSeq and is a predicted model, not a curated record. Lineage: Eukaryota; Viridiplantae; Streptophyta; Magnoliopsida; Brassicales; Brassicaceae.
GGCAGUCUCUAUUUCUUCAAUUAACUAAAGAAAGUAGAAUGCAAUCAUCUAUUGGAAAAGGCUUUCAACUUUUCCCAUUUCUUAUUAUUUUAUUUGUUAGCCUUUGCCUUAGCCAUGUGUGUUGGAUCCAAGUUCGAGCCAACUCCGUUUUGAAUUCCACAGAUGAGAGCAGAUCUACGGAUCCAUUUCUUUUGUCUACAAGCUUACCUGUGGACACAGCCUUCAAGUUUCCAUCUGCUUUACCUGUAAUCCCUUCGGAUAAGAGUGAUUUUGGGAAAGGAAGGAUAGAUCUGGGAGGUCUCGAGGUGAUCCAAGUCUCCAUCUCAACCUCAACAUCAAAGCAAGUAUGGAGGACGUACGAGGGCAUGGGGCUCACUAUCUAUCAACCUAUCAACCUUCCUCCCAGCUUCUUCACGCUUGGCUUCUAUGCCCAACCCAACAACCGUCAGCUUUUCGGCUGGGUUCUUGCUGCAAGAGACGUGUCUGGAGAUAGCUUGAGGCCACCCGUUGGCUACAUUGCUGUCAUGAACACUACAUCAAUGAUUAUCAAGCAAGACGGUCCUGCGUACUUUUGGCAGCCCCUAUGUCCCAAAGAGUACCAAGCGGUUGGUCUAUAUGUCACUACUUCUCCUCUGGAGCCAUCUUUAAGUCAAGAAUCUAUAAGCUGCGUUCGAUCCGAUCUUACAGAAAAGAGUGAAGCCGAUACAUGGGUUUGGGGGACAGAAGAACUGACCAUUUCUAGCAUGAGACCGGCCAACAGAGGAACAGAAGCAACGGGCGUGUACACAGGGACAUUCAGUUGCCAGCGGCCAAACUUCUCUCCACCUCCACCUCCUCUCUUCUGCUUGAAUAAUACAAGAUUUGGCUUGUCUAGCAUGCCAAGCAAAGAUCAAACUAGCCUACUGUUUAAAACGUAUUCACCGUGGGUGUAUUUGCAUCCGGAUGAAGAUUUCCUCCCUUCCUCUGUCGAGUGGUUUUUCUCAAAUGGUGCCCUUUUAUUCCAGAAAGGGAACGAAUCAAACCCCGUCCCAAUAAAACCGGACGGUUCAAACCUUCCGCAAGGCGGUUCGGACGAUGGUUUGUUCUGGUUGGAUUAUCCGGCGGAUAAGGACGCAAAGGAAAGGGUGAAGAGGGGAGAC